CUUUAUCUAAUUUAAUUCACGAGGAGAUAUAUUUUGUACUCGUACCACGAACCACUAUAGUCGGUCAGAUGGCGAUGCUAGUAGAAAGUUCGAAGACGGAAAUGUUCAUAGCCAAACACAUCACAAAUAUCCCAUCAUUUUCUUUUACUUCUUUAUUAAUUUAAAUUUAAAAAAAAAAAAUACACAUCACAACACCCAAACAAGUGUCUAAUUAAUCCUAAAACAUAUCCCACCAGCUAGAGACUCUUCCAGCACGUGUCAUAUCCUCACUUCUUUAAACUCUAUAAAAACAUAUCCAAACACCUACGACAUUAUCCGCCCUAAAUUUUUUUUGCAACUUACAAGUGUUGCAUUUUAUUAACACAUCCUCUUUAUAUUUUCCAAGCAAAAUACUUAGUAACAAAAAAAAUGGCAGGUGUAACACACGACUCCGAUGAUUUCCGGAUAGUCUGCCCGCCGGUGAACAAGGAAGACGGGCGGCUACCACGUAAGUACACCGACGAAGGUCAAGGCGCUAAGUCCGGUAUAUCCCCUCCGAUCGAGUGGUAUAACAUACCCGAGGGGACUAAAAGUUUGGCUUUGGUGGUAGAGGAUAUUGAUGCCCCAGACCCAGAUAGUCCACUUGUUCCGUGGACUAUUUGGGUCGUGGCACAUAUCCCACCUACCUUAAAAGGCUUGCCCGAAGGGUUCUCGGGCAAGCAAGAGGAGUUAGGUGGUGAAUAUGUGAAUAUUGCUGAAGGGAAUAAUGAUGAGAAGGUACCUGGUUGGCGAGUCCCUACUAUGCCUAGUCAUGGGCAUCGGAUUGAGUUUAAGUUGUAUGCACUUGAUGAUGAGCUUCGCCUUGGCAAGACGGUGACGAAGGAGAAGUUGUUGGAUGCAACUGAAGGUCACAUAAUUGGAGAAGCAGCUAUGAUUGCCGUCUUUUAAGUUAUAAUGAUCUAAAAAUUAAUCUUGUUAAAUCAAGUUUUGGUUGUUUAACUUCCAAUUGUAAUCAUCAAGCUGAUCUUUUUUUUUUUUUUUUUUUUUUUCCAAUUUCCCAUUUUCUGAAUAAUGCAUGUUAUUUGCUGGCUUGAAUGAUUAAAAGGAUUUUGUAAAUGUGUUGACGAUCUAUCUAUUGUGUGCCUCUUGUUUGAAUUGGAAAUUUAGUUGUGAAUUUGUGAAAGGCCUAAAA
This is a messenger RNA of Chenopodium quinoa (quinoa), 1171 nucleotides long. RefSeq names its product UPF0098 protein TC_0109-like. Lineage: Eukaryota; Viridiplantae; Streptophyta; Magnoliopsida; Caryophyllales; Amaranthaceae. The record is from RefSeq and is a predicted model, not a curated record. The coding region runs from base 409 to 927 and encodes 172 amino acids. The transcript has 2 exons.